Molecule: messenger RNA, 1301 nt
Organism: Oryctolagus cuniculus (rabbit)
Lineage: Eukaryota; Metazoa; Chordata; Mammalia; Lagomorpha; Leporidae
Gene: NMRAL1
Product: NmrA like redox sensor 1
Cellular component (GO): nucleus
Source: RefSeq, a predicted model, not a curated record
GCGCAGGGCUGCGGCGCGCAGAGUCAGGGGCGGGCCGCGGGGGCUCCCACGUCCCGCAGCCCGGGGUCUUUGCCACUGUGCGGCCGAGGAGGGAGGUGGCUUGCUAGGUCGGGCUGGACCUUCGGGCAGGAGCCGGCGGCCCGCGUGGGGUCGUACUCCCCUCUCCGCAGUGGAUUCUGCCGCGGGCUGGGUCCAGGGUCCCAGCGUCUCCCACCGAGGCCGCCGCGAGGUCCAGGCGGCUGUGGGGCUCGAGCCCGAGACCUCUCCGGACCGUCGUGCUGCAGCCCCAGCCCUCAUGACGGACAGAAGACUCGUGGUGGUUUUUGGAGCAACGGGUGCCCAGGGGGGCUCAGUGGCCCGCACGCUCCUGGAAGAUGGGACGUUCAGGGUUCGAGUGGUGACCCGGGACCCUGAGCAGAAGGCCGCGAAGGAGCUGAGGCUGCGAGGUGCGGAAGUAGUGCAGGGGGACCAGAAUGACGAGGCGAGCAUGGCGCGGGCCCUGGCCGGGGCUCGUGCCGCCUUCAUCGUCACCAACUACUGGGAGAACUGCAGCCAGGAGCAGGAGGUCAGGCAGGGAAAGCUGCUGGCCGAUCUGGCCAAGCGCCUGGGCCUGCACUACGUGGUGUACAGCGGCCUGGAGAACAUCAGAAAGCUGACGGCAGGGAGGCUGGCAGCUGGCCACUUUGACGGCAAAGGGGAGGUCGAGGAGUAUUUCCGGGACAUCGGCGUUCCCAUGACCAGCGUGCGGCUACCCUGCUAUUUUGAGAACUUCCUCUCCUACUUUCUGCCCCAGAAAGCCCCGGAUGGAAAGAGCUACUUGUUGAGCCUGCCUAUGGGGAACGUGCCCAUGGAUGGCAUGGCUGUGAGUGACCUGGGUCCUGUAGUGCUCAGCCUGCUGAAAAACCCAGAAGAGUACGUGGGCCGGAACAUCGGGCUCAGUACCUGCAGGCACACGGCAGAGGAGUUCGCGGGCCUGCUCACGAAGCACACCGGCAAGGUGGUGCGGGAUGCCAAGACCACUCCUGAGGACUACGAGAAGCUUGGGUUCCCUGGAGCCCAGGACCUGGCCAACAUGUUCCGUUUCUAUGCCCUGAAACCUGACCGCGACAUAGAGCUGACCCUGAGACUGAACCCCAAGGCCCAGACGCUAGACCAGUGGCUGGAGCAGCACAAAGGGGACUUCGCCCAGCUAUGACCUACCCAGCUCAACCCCAAGCUCGGGAGGGAGGCACGCAGGCACCAUUCGUCCUUUCUUGUGUUACAAAGAAAAUACAUUUUUAAAUAAAGCCAUUGUUCUUACA